UAAUAUUUCCCCAAUUUAUUGAUAGUCUUAUCCAGAAUUCCAACUCCAUUUCUUCAGUUGGUCAGAUAUGGCUCUUUUCGUCUUCAGUAGCACCACAACCUACCCCUCCAUCGCCUUUCUUUCUUCUUCCCUAUCAUCGUCACACGUAUCAGCAUACCCAUUCUACAGGUUGCGCAAGAACUUCACCGGUUUGCACCCAAAGUCAGUCUGCAGACUUCAGAUUAAGACGUCCUCUAUCAUCAAAGAAAGAAGUGCAUUGAUUGUAAAGGCAUCCUCCGAGGCCGAUGGGACAGGCCCAGAUGGUGUUGAGCCUCCUCCAUCAGAAGGUGAAAAGACUGAUAUACCAGUUGAAGAUCUUCCUUUGGAGUCCAAGCAGCAAUUACUGCUUGAACAGAGGUUGAGGAUGAAGUUAGCUAAGAAGAUUAGGCUUCGAAGAAAGAGACUUGUUAUGAAGCGCCGCUUGAGGAAGAAGGGCCGAUGGCCACCUUCAAAGAUGAAGAAGAACAAAAAUGUAUAACCUUGACCUCAAUUUUCUAGUCCAGGUUUUUCAAUCUGUCGAUUGAAGCUGUUUUUGAAAGAUUGAAUCAGUAUGCAUUUCAGGUUUAUGGUUUUGUUUGCAGGAAUCGAAUCUCUCAGUUAAAUUUGUUGUGUCAAUUAGAGUGUUUCAUAUGAAUCUAGAUGGUAUAGUUUUGCAA
Messenger RNA from Rhododendron vialii, 695 nucleotides. RefSeq names its product large ribosomal subunit protein cL37. NCBI's taxonomy places the organism in Eukaryota, Viridiplantae, Streptophyta, Magnoliopsida, Ericales, Ericaceae. The transcript has 2 exons. Bases 68 to 517 code for a protein of 149 amino acids. The record is from RefSeq and is a predicted model, not a curated record.